GAGCAGGCGUACUGGCAGGCAGUGCCCGCGAGAUCGAGCGCCAGUGCGGUCGCGUCACGCGUUCCACAUUUAAAAAUCCCGCCAAAACCGCUGUUCGAAUUACGAACUGCAAACUUGGAGACGGAAUUUUAAGUGCACCAUAAACAAACCCAUUCUCGAACGGUCGUGUCUCGCGUCGGAAAGGAGGUUGCAUUUGGCAAAACAAUCGCGACGUAAUAUUUUUUUGCAAUAGUACGUAAGGGCGGAUUGGAGACAAUAAAAGACGCACGGACACACGGUGACACAUCGCAGGAGUGCCGAAUACAUCCACACAGUGCAGUGUCGUGCCAGUGACGUGUCAGUGCCACGAUGCGGAGACGCGCCGCGCCGCGCCACUAGACGGUCCCACGCCGUGAACAUUAUUAUGCAAGAGCGUUCGUAACCGCCUCUAGACUACGCUAGUGAGUUGCAAGUGUUGACAUUUCGCACGCGUCUAUGUGCAGCUAGCGAUGGCUCUCGCGAACUACACGCUGGCGGGCGGCGGUGGCGCCCCGCUGGUGCUGGGCGUGCCGGGGGCCGCGGGGGGCACGGGGAGGGUGCUGGACGAGCUGGCGGCGCCCUCGCUGCUGCCGGGCGCGCCGCUGCAGCCGCACGAGCCCUACGCGCCGCCGCGCCGCUCCAAGCUGCGCAAGCGCGCCGGCCCCGCCUACCUGCCGCCGCCGCAGUACCCCCCCUACCCCCCGCCCCCCGCGCACAUGCACACGCAGGUGUACCAGCACUCCUCGCGCCUCGACGUGUCCAUCGAGAACCAGCGCGUGCAGGAGCUGGGCGACUCCUCGGGGCAGUACGUGCACGACGCCAGCGGCGACUACGACUACGACCAGCGCCGCCGCCCGCCCUACCGCCCACCCUAUACACCCGCCACGCCGCCUACGAUCACACAGUCUAGUCGAAGGUUCGAGGGGAAUCCGAACCAGAAUGUGAACUUCAACUUCGCGCAGCCGGCGGCGACGGCGCCCCCCGCGACGCCGCCCCCGCCCCCGCGCGCGCCCCCGCCCCCGCGAGCCCCCGAGUUCACCAAGGUGGAGCAGGGCGCGCCCGGCGGCAAGACACAACUGCAUGCAGUACUCGACUAUGACGACGAGGACUACUAUGACGAAAUACCUGGGCCAGGACAGCCAUCGAUAACGCCGCUGCAAGGGCCGAUUCUACUAAGAAAUGGAACAGUCCCGGUGGUGCCACUAACUUCAUAUCCAACAGUCAAUAAUGGAUCUUUUUACCAAAUACCAAUCCUUUGGACAGCACUUUCCCUAGCACUGGGCUACGAGCUGCAAGGGCAAGUCAUCAAAGGUGUUCCCUGUGUGAAACGAAAUUACCAGCUUUAUUGUCCUACUGCUGGGAAUACCUACCCAUUAGAUAAGAUCGAGACGUUCAUAGACGAGAACAAGGCGCUAAUAAAGAGGAUGUACGGGUCGUUCACGACACCGGGCGGGAACCGGGUGCGGAGGGCGCCCGGGGUGCCGGACCUGCAUCACGGAGACUCGUUCUUCCGCCACGCCAGGCAGACGUCCAAUGCGCCACCGCCUGACCCGCAGUCGGUGAAUAGUACUGGCAGGAUAGACGCGUGCGAGAGCAAGACGGAGAUCAUGACGCCGUACUGGGCGCUGAACUCGGCCAGGAAGCUGCGAGCCAUCGUCAACACCAUGCACUUCGAGCAGGCCAUACACCAGGAAGUCUGCAGCAAGAAAUCCACAAACCGGUGUUCCAACGACUGUGGCUGUGAACAGAAGUACAAAUGGCACCGUCUCCUAGCGUACGAUCCUAACGACGACUGCGCUGGCAUCUUCAUGGACUGGUUCCUUUUUCCAUCGUGCUGUGUCUGCAGAUGCAACCCUUAGAGGCCAUAGACAAAACUGCGAAUGCGCGUGAGGCGAAGUUGUAAAUUUCGUGACGUCCCGCUCUCUCCUAUGAAAUAGAGUGAGUGGGAGGGAAAAGGCUAGUAUGCCACAUGCAUCGCAUCGCAGUAUUGAACUAUUUAGUAAUCUGUGUACCACUUGUGUUCAAGCCAGCCCGAACGUUACGUUUAAAUGGUGCGGUAAUUAAGGAUUGGCUAAUCUCGAGUUGAUCACAGUUUUGACGGAACUCCUGAAACAUUAGGUACCUGUAUGGUACAGUAUAGGUGCAGUGUGUUGAAUUUAUAAAGGAGUUGUUACUCCUUAGUUGAAGAGUACCAGUCUUGCAUAAUACCUACAUACAAAACUGAUAGCUUCAGAUUUUUUAUUGAAAA
Messenger RNA from Plutella xylostella (diamondback moth), 2266 nucleotides. It is a transcript of the gene spz3, whose product is annotated as Spaetzle domain-containing protein 3. Gene Ontology annotation, biological process: central nervous system formation; innate immune response. NCBI's taxonomy places the organism in Eukaryota, Metazoa, Arthropoda, Insecta, Lepidoptera, Plutellidae. Gene Ontology annotation, cellular component: extracellular region. Gene Ontology annotation, molecular function: growth factor activity; Toll binding. The record is from RefSeq and is a predicted model, not a curated record.